This is a messenger RNA of Oryza brachyantha (malo sina), 1013 nucleotides long. Its product is annotated as 50S ribosomal protein L25. The transcript is spliced from 3 exons. The record is from RefSeq and is a predicted model, not a curated record. Lineage: Eukaryota; Viridiplantae; Streptophyta; Magnoliopsida; Poales; Poaceae. Gene Ontology annotation, biological process: translation. Gene Ontology annotation, molecular function: 5S rRNA binding; structural constituent of ribosome. The coding region runs from base 78 to 887 and encodes 269 amino acids. Gene Ontology annotation, cellular component: ribosome; cytosolic large ribosomal subunit.
AUUCCUCUUCCUCCCACCUCCCCAAAACCCCUACACCCGCGCCGCCGCCGCCGCCGCCGCCGCCGGCGCAGGCCGCAAUGGCCAUGCUGCUCCGGCGACCCAUCCAGACCCUCGCCAUCCUCCCCCUCCUCGGGCGCCACCUCUCGGCCGCGGCCGCCGUGGAGGCGGCCACCGCGGAGUACCACCACCACCACCCGGACCUCCUGUCGCCGCCGUUCGACUACCUCCCGGGCCACCCGCGGCCCGACGCGAAGCACGACGAGCUCAUCCUCGCCGUGCCUCGGGCCUCCUCGGGGAGGCACGCGGCGGCCAAGGAGCGGAAGGCCGGGCGGGUGCCGGCCAUCGUCUUCGAGCAGGAGAACGGCCAGGAGGGCGGCAACAAGCGGCUCGUCUCCGUGCAGUCCAAGCAGAUCCGCAAGCUCGUCGACCACCUCGGGCGGUCCUUCUUCCUGUCACGCCUCUUCCGCCUCCAGGUCUGGUCCGAGCACGCCGGCCAGGGGGAGCUCAUCGAGAGCGUCCGCGUACUGCCGCGCAAGGUACACUUGCACGCGGGCACUGAUGAGCCUCUGAAUGUGACAUUCAUGAGAGCUCCUUCUUCAGCGUUACUAAAGAUAGAUGUUCCUUUGAUGUUCAUUGGAGAGGACGCAUCACCUGGUCUCAGGAAAGGAGCUUACUUCAACACAAUAAAACGGACAGUUAAGUACCUGUGCCCUGCUGACAUAGUACCACCCUACAUUGAGGUGGAUCUAAGCGAGUUAGAUGUUGGGCAAAAAUUGCUGAUGCGUGAUCUUAAAGUCCACCCAGCCCUUAAGUUGCUUCAGUCACCAGAACAACCCAUAUGUAGCAUUAUAGGAUCAAGAGCGCCUGACCAGAAGAAGUCGAAAUAAUUUCUGUUGUAUCAACUAUUUCCAACAGAAUAAGCUUUUUUUUUUUUUGUAUUCACGCUUGAGUUAUUCAAGAGUUGAUUGCCCCCCUAGAAUGGAUACUAGGAUGAACUGUAGUCAGGGACCACU